UCGAGCACGUGUUUGAGAAGCUUAUUGAAUGGGUUCCUCUGUGGUCAUAUAUAAAAUUAAUAACCAUCUAUUGGUUGGUGAUACCGCAGUUUAACGGCGCAUGUUAUCUUUAUUAAAACCUUAUUCGUCCAUGUUUUCCACCUAAACUGCACGAUAGUAUCAGGCAGUUUAAUGAUUCUUGUUAUGUCUACCAACGCCUUCUAUAUUUGUGCUUGUCUGUCAACCUUCAAACUGUUACUGACUGGUUUAACAAACCAAUGGAGGAUCCAUCUCUCAAGAAUGAAACAUUUCUGGCUGUGGCAGAGAGGUAUCUUGAAGAAAAUGGUUCUGAUGCUCUGGAGAAACUUAUUGCAGACAAGGAUUAUAGUUCGAAUCAUCAUGCAGAAAAGAUCAAGCCUACUGAUACUAGUGAUGAAGCAGGAAAGCUUACCCCCAACCAGGAAUAUCCGAUUCAGAUUGAGAAGAAAACGACAGGAGUGCAGGUCAAGGAAAUGACAGUUCCAGCAGAGGCUGAAGAGAUUAAACUUCCAGGGAUUAUAUUUUCAAAGCAAGUUCCAACAGAGUGGACUUGUGCAGUAUGCCAAGUGACGACCACCUCAGAGCAAAACUUGAAGUCCCAUCUUAAUGGAAGGAAACAUAAAGCAAAGUGUGAAGGGGUGAAAACUUGCAAGCAAACGGCCAAAGUGAAGGAAGCUCACCUGUUACAACAAAUUCUAAUCUGCUUAAUCAUGAGAAAGUCAAACACGAAGCUGCAGCACGAUCAGAGCACAUUGCUAAUGAAGCAGCUGAGCCCAAACAGAUCAAGGAAACAGCGCUUCCAGCAGAUGCCGAGGAGAUUAAACUCCCAGAAACUAAUUCCGUAAAGAAAGUUCAGACAGAGUGGACUUUGCGGUAUGUCAAGUGACAACUAAGGCAGAGCUUUACUUGAAGUGCCAUCUUCUAGGGAGGAGACAUAAGGAAAAGUGUGAAGAGCUGAAAACUUGCAAGAAAACGGCCAAAACUGAAAGGAAACCACCUAUUACUUCAAAUAUGCCAGACAAGCUUAAGAAGGAGCAAGUAAAACAUGCAAUUUCAACACAAAGAAAGCACAGUACUAAUGAAAAACCUAAAGAAAAGGUCCAACGAGGAGCUACUGGACAACAUCAAAAGAAGAAGCAAGUGAAGAAUGCUGGUGGUGCUACUCAUUAUUCUAAGCUGUGGUGUAGUUUUUGUAAAGUUAGGUGCGCUGGUGAGAUUGAUAUGGCUUCACAUCUUAAUGGUAGGAAGCACUUGGCAAAACUUCAAGAAAUGAUAGAGUUUUACUGGUGGAACAUGCACUUUGGAUUAUGCAAAUAUGCAAUUUUAUCAGGGUAUUUGAAGGUGUUUGGUGUCAUUUAGGGGAUUUACUGUUGAAGCAACUUUGUUUUAUUAUCGAUACUGAAAUUCAGUUGCUUAAUCACUGGGAAGGAAAAAAGAGGGGUAAGUUUAUGUUGAAAGGUGAGAUAUCAUCGUGUACAAUCAUUUGGUAUGAGCAAUCAG
This is a messenger RNA of Lycium ferocissimum, 1518 nucleotides long. Its product is annotated as HVA22-like protein a. The coding region runs from base 258 to 863 and encodes 201 amino acids. Gene Ontology annotation, molecular function: nucleic acid binding; zinc ion binding. The transcript has 5 exons. The record is from RefSeq and is a predicted model, not a curated record. Lineage: Eukaryota; Viridiplantae; Streptophyta; Magnoliopsida; Solanales; Solanaceae.